GCCGAAGCCAUAGCUGAAGCAGAAUGGCAACUUUUUCCAUUCUACUUUCAACAUUACAGACAGUAGUAGCCUCUCCCCUCUCCUCCUCGACCUUCGCAUAGUAGAGACAACAACCCAAAUCUCCAAGCAAAUUCCCAUCCCAUCCCAUCCUUCUUUCUCUCUCUCUUGUUCACUGGUCCCUCCCUCUUUCUGUUGUUUCUUUUCAUGGGUUUCCUCUUUCUGUUCACGCCUCUCUCUCUUGCCAACUGUUCUGUUCUUCAUUCAUCCCUGUUCUUCUUCUUCUUCUUCAACUCCAACCCCAUUAAUCAAACAGGCAUCAACGGCUCUCUGCAUCCAGACAUCCGAAUAAUGAUCACCCCACUGUUAAGAAAGCAAGCAAGCAAGCAGUAGUGAUUCACCAUUGCUCUUCCCUUCCAGCCUGUCGUUUUGUUUGCAGCACUGCAUUCGUCGUUUUGCAUAUCCUUUCCUCCCCCGUCUCGUCGCUUUCACACACCCCCCAAAAACCAUACCAUAGCUUUCUUGGAUACUUGCCCUUUUUCAAGCUUACAGCCUUACCUGGCAUUUCUCCUUUCCCUGGGCUUCUCAACUUUAAUCACGCUUCUGGCAAUUCGGCAAAUAUUCGCCGUCCCCCCCACCCGCCCCAGCCAGAUGCUUCUUCUUUCUUUGCUCUCUGUACGUGCGAUUAAGCAGCAACCAUUCAACUUGACUUGAUGCUCUUCAAAGGGUAGAAACAGAGCAAGGAAAAAAGAGAAACAGGGUACUCUGUUUUUUUUUUGUGUGAGUGGGGAUGGGAGGACAAGGGAUGGAGCAGAGUCAGACUCCGACCACCGUCCCCGUCGCCACCACCACCAACUGCCUCGCCGUCUCCGACAAGCGGCCUAAUCGCCCCGGCGGAUGUGUCGGCAUUUUCUUCCAGCUAUUUGAUUGGAACCGCCGGUUCGCCAAGAAGAAGCUCUUCUCCACCAAACUUCUCCCUCCAGCUCGAACGAAGCAAGCUUCGAAGAAGUUUGCAGGGGAUGAAAAGAUGCCCAAGACCAAGCCUCGUUUGAUUGAAGACGAGAACAGCGGCGGUUUCCCAGCAAAUGCCAAGAAGAUUAGUAAGGAUCGAAGUCUCGCGGAGUUUCAGAAGCAGGAAAUGCGGUCUCCAAGUUUAAUUGCUAGGCUCAUGGGUCUCGACUCAAUGCCUGCUCUGCAGCGAGAUAAGCACAAGAAGGCUUCAAACUCUGUUGCUUACUCUGACGCCAGGCAAGACCAAAGGUUUAAUGAUGGGUCUGAUCGUGUAGCUGAUUUAAACUCGGAUAAGGUAAGCACCAAGCUUGAAUCUAGGCCUCAAAAGCUUCAAAAGACUGGACAGUGCGACAGAAGGGCAGUAGCAGCAACCACUAGGUUUGGAGCUGAAGCAUUGGACAUAAGGAGUGUUCUGUCAAGGUCUAGGAAGCAUAAAUAUAAUAACCCUCCCGCCAAACUUGCUACACCAGUUAAAAGCCCCAAGCUUUCGCCAGCACGCCAUGCGUCCAGGACAUCUAGGUUGAUCGAUGCCGCUACAAGGAUCUUGGAGCCUGGAAUACAAGCUACCAAUAGAGCCAAAUCCACCAUUGCUUACUCGAAUUCGAGACGUUAUGGUCCCGAUGAUGAUGUUUUAGGAGGGGUUUUCGGACAGUCUGUGAAGGAAGUACAGAAGAGUAAUGUGACUUCUUGCAGGAAUUGUGGCAAUGCGGUUGAUGUGGUUGUGGAAUCCAGGUCUCAUUCUGUGGAGGAAGAGCCGUUUCAGUAUCGUGCAGCGUCGCUUGCUUCUCAUUUCGCUACCGAACAGGGGAGAGAUGUAGCCUGCAAGAGGAAACCAGGGCAGCAUCAAAGUAGUGAUGUGGAAAAGCAGGACAAAGGGAGAGCUUGUAGUAGUGAAGUGGUUGUGGAUAGGAAAGCCGUGUUACAUGAGUUUAGAUCUGGAGGGCAGUCAAAUGGAUUUCAACAUGGCAGCAGCAACCAUCAAAGGGAUGAUGAGACAUGUGCUGCUGUGGGUUUCAAGCAGAGAAGCCAAGGUCAGAGCAGAAUGCCAGUAGUAGGGACUGAUAAAUUGACUCAGGGUUCCAAGCUGAGUUCCUUUAGUGGUACUAAAGAUUUUGUUGCUAUGAACAGAAGUUUGAGUGGCCGAUCCAGGGCUCGAGUAUCGAACAGGAUGGAUAAUCCCACCUUCAACAUGGAGAGGAAAUUCUGUAACAGAAGAGAUGAUGUCUUGCCACAGUUAAGGAGCCCAGGGGUUAAGAGGAAGACAGUGAGUGUCAAAGCUCAACUUCAAAAUAGUGGACAUGGCAAUUCAUCAAUGCCGCCUGUAAGACAAAGGAGCAUCAAUUUUGAUGCUGUCAAUGGGAAGGAAAUAGGAUCAAACCCUUUCCGUGCGAGAACCAGAUUUGAUAGUCAUGGUGAAGGCAACAAUGAUCUUGCUUCUUUUACAUUUAGUUCCCCAUCUAGGGUAAAAACUGGUUAUGGUAGCAGGAACCAAAUGGGGACAAGCACUCCAAAGCAAAGGAACAUGGUCAUAGAUGAAAGUGAAGCGAAACGAUGUGUGCAAAAGCAAGUUUCGCCGAGAAGAGAUGCAUUAGGCUCCCUUCUGGAACAAAAGUUGAAAGAAUUGAUCUCACAAGAAGAGGAUGAGUUGAAAGGUGGCAGUGCACUUCCCAUAAGAUCCACUGCUAUGAUUCUCCAGGAGCUGAUAUCUGCUUUGACAAUAGAAACUUCGAUUCCCACUUCUCCACCAAGUUGUUUUCCCAUUGCCAAUACACCUUUCCAGAAUGGAAAGAAUCACCUGAGUCCUGGAUCUGUUCUUGAUGCCAGCUUCUCCAAUGAAAGCUGCUUCUCCAGCAGUCUAGAUGACAACUCAGCUUCAUCAAUGCUUAAUUGGGAUUCUACAACAACCUCCACAACCGAAGGCAGGACAUUUUCGAAGCUGGCGACAGAUCUCCAUGACCACAUCUCUAGAAUAUUGCAGUGCAUAACUCUAGCUGGUGGUGGGUGUGAGUUAACCAGCAGGGACCUUGGUCAUGCAAAGGAAACUAUCUUGACUGCUGAGCUCUUGUUCGGAGCAGCAACUCAUCAUGGUCAUGACAGAACGAGAAGUUCGGUGUUGGGAUCUUUCCUUCUCGACGAGCUGAAUGCUGUUGCAGUUUCCAUGGGGAGCACUGAGGGUAGCAAAGAGGCCAGCAAUCAACUCAGGAGGCUACUGUUCGACUGCGUCAUAGAAUGGUUGGAUUCGAGAUACAGCAGGUAUUGUGAUGCAGGGUUCAGAACAUGGAGGCAGCAGCAGCUGGUGUCGCCAUGGUGCAAGGAGACAGUGAUGGAAGAGGUCGAAGAGGAGGUUAAGAGGUGGACAAACAUGGCCGGGUUGAUACCAGAUGAGAUGGUGGAGUUGGAGAUGGGACAAUCAUUAGCGAAAUGGACCGAGUUUGAGGUUGAAUCUUACGAGAUCGGUGGCGAGCUUGGCUGCGAGAUCGUCGAGGUUUUGCUGGAAGAAACUAUGAGAGACUUAUGGCAACUCUAGCAAAAUGGAGGCACUUAGUCAACAACCCAUUUCAUGGUGACAUGUCGUGUACAAAAGUGACGAUUUGGGAGGUUGGAUCGCUUAGAUGGCUCUAGCUGUACUGUAUCAUCUUCUUCUGUUCUAGUUCGGAUUAUAUAAAUGUUUAGGGGAAGCCGAGUCUUCCUUCCUCCAAUUUUUUUGGACAUGGGAGUUGGGUGGCAGAGAAAUCUCCAUUUGUUGGUUUCUGUGGAAGCUUAUUGGUGAGGUUAGCAGCCAAACGUCACUGUAUACAUUCCCAUAAGAACUAGUCAACUAUAACUAACUACGACAACCCUUUAUAAUAAUCGAUUAGAGAAUUCCCGUUGUAGAGAAAACGUGAAUUUCGUUUUGGCAGA
Molecule: messenger RNA, 3909 nt
Organism: Linum tenue
Lineage: Eukaryota; Viridiplantae; Streptophyta; Magnoliopsida; Malpighiales; Linaceae
Source: the annotation of a GenBank genome assembly